This is a messenger RNA of Salvia miltiorrhiza (redroot sage), 2079 nucleotides long. Its product is annotated as chloroplastic group IIB intron splicing facilitator CRS2-B, chloroplastic-like. Bases 1127 to 1876 code for a protein of 249 amino acids. The record is from RefSeq and is a predicted model, not a curated record. Gene Ontology annotation, molecular function: peptidyl-tRNA hydrolase activity. Lineage: Eukaryota; Viridiplantae; Streptophyta; Magnoliopsida; Lamiales; Lamiaceae. The transcript is spliced from 9 exons.
AUAAUAAUAUUUUUGUUGGGCUUAAGAUUUUUGACAACAUGAAAAAUUGGAAUUGGGCUGGAUUAAGUAAAUUAAAGCUGGUUAUGUUAAAAAUCAAUUAUUUUCUGGAAGCACUCCACGCUAGAAAUUUUAUAGGAAUAUUUUGUAUUUUCACCUCCCUCACACCAGAAAACCGUCGCCCUCUCCGCCUCUCUCUCACUUUCUGCGUUUCUCGUAGCCUUGCAUCUCUCUCACCUCUCACUCGGCGCCGCACGGAUCUUCCCACCUUGCCUUCUCCGGCAGCAGCUGUAGCACGGUACGUCCCCCUUUUUCGUCGCUCCCUCCGCCUCGCCUCUCACUCGCCACCGCAAGGACCGACCGGUCCCGUCUUCUCCGCCAGCAGCUGCAAAAUGGAAAAUCAGCAGUAGCGCAGCAAGCCUCGAGAAGUUCACCUCUACAGUUGCAUCAGUUCGCCUCUCUGACCUCCGCGGCUCCGAGUUUGUGCCUUAGGGCUUCAAAUAUCCCCCUUUUUCUUCUCGUUCUUCUCCAUCCGCGAUUUUUGAAUUCUAUUGUAUUUAUCUGCUAUUCAAACUGUACCUAUUUGUGGGUUGGUGAAUUUUGAAUUUUUCUUUUUUUAUUUUGUUUAAAAGAAGGUUUCUUGAUAUAAUCCGAUUUGAAAACUGAAGUUCUAGUUGUUUAGAGUUAUGAUGAUGUUGGUUUCUGAAAAAUUGAGAUAGGAAAAUUUGUUGGGCAUCUUGUUGGUAUAGAAAUUGGUCGAUUAUUUUUGGCAAAUUUGUGAUUUUUGUGGUGUAAGAUGUGGAAGUGGAAAAAACUGCAUAAUUUAUCAGUAAAAAUAACUUCCUAAAAUGGCGCCAAAAAGUUUAUGUUAGCAACUGUGUUUUCAUAUAUAGAUAGAUUCUCAAAGUAGUAAAAAUCAAAGAAAAUAUCCAUAAAUCUUAAGCCGCAGCAUCUUUGUUUAUGCUUCUACUUCUUCUUCUCAAUUCCUGCUACUCUCGCCAGUCGCCAUUGGUGCGCACUUCACAUUAACAGUUUCUUCUGUAAAACAAUCUCUCAUCAGCAAAGGCGACGGCAAUAAACACGUGUUCGUGCUACCUAUAACAAAUUGGAGGCCUAUCAAUAAAGGUCGAUGUUGUAUGCAGUUUCUUUUCCUAAUACUUGCACGAGCAGCAGCAUCUCUUAUCCCAGAGUGAAAGUUCCAAAUUGUCAUGAAAAGCAUUCAGCUCCAACAAGGUUUCGAGUCUCUGCCUCCACAGCCGAGCCCAAUGGGGUCAAGACCGAGUACACUCCUUGGCUAAUUGUGGGAUUAGGGAACCCUGGAAACAAAUAUCACGGAACCCGCCACAAUGUCGGGUUUGAAAUGGUUGAUCGCAUCUCUCAAGUGGAAGGCAUUGUGAUGAACACUAUACAGUCGAAAGCAUUAGUUGGCAUAGGUUCAAUUGGAGAAGUACCAGUUUUAUUAGCUAAACCCCAGACAUACAUGAACUUCAGCGGAGAAGCGGUUGGGUCGCUGGCUGCAUAUUAUCAAGUGCCCUUGCGUCACAUUCUACUGGUUUAUGAUGAGAUGAGCUUGCCAAAUGGAGUUUUGAGGCUUCAACCUAAAGGAGGACAUGGUCACCACAAUGGGGUGAAGAGUGUUAUGGAACACUUAGAUGGGCGUCGUGAAUUUCCCCGGUUUUGCAUAGGUAUUGGGAAUCCGCCUGGUACAAUGGAUAUGAAGGCUUUUCUUCUUCAGAAAUUCAGCACCUUGGAAAGAAGACAGGUGGAUGCUGCACUGGAACAAGGUAUCGAGGCGGCGAGGAGCCUUGUACUAGAAGGAUUCACUGGUCGAAUAAAAAGAUUCAAUCUUGGCCAGAAAUACAAGUAUCAUCAAGUUUGAUUGUAUUUAGAGAUGUAAUGUAAUGUAGGAUAUAAAGAAUGCUAUUAAUCUUCUCUGGGCUUUUGUGGGAAAUAGCCAUUAUGUCAAAUAUCCCAGGAUUUAUCAACUACAGGUAUUAGUGGUCACUGGGUUAAAAAUCUCACCCUAAAAUAUCGAUGUUAUAUCUCAAAAUAUACGAAGUAUACUCAAGUUUUAAUUUUUAA